Messenger RNA from Wyeomyia smithii (pitcher-plant mosquito), 1598 nucleotides. It is a transcript of the gene Es2, whose product is annotated as splicing factor ESS-2 homolog. The record is from RefSeq and is a predicted model, not a curated record. Gene Ontology annotation, cellular component: catalytic step 2 spliceosome. Lineage: Eukaryota; Metazoa; Arthropoda; Insecta; Diptera; Culicidae. The transcript is spliced from 3 exons. Bases 86 to 1540 code for a protein of 484 amino acids.
UCAGAUCAAAACAAACUGCAUACAACGUAGUGAGAACUUAGCAUCAAAAUUUACCAGCUGGAUCCAAUCGAAACUAUUUACAAAAAUGUCUAAACCAGGAGAAAAGGCAUUGCAGGCGAUGUUGGAAAUGGAUAAAGCGGUCACUGUGUUUAAGAAACCUGCUAUUCCCAAAACCGUAAAACAGAAGAAAGUCAUCCUUACCGAGGAAAAUUACUUAGAGGAAAUGAGUAAAAUUAUACAGAGAGAUUUUUUCCCGGAUCUUCAAAAGUUGAAGGCACAAAAUGAGUACCUUGAUGCACUGGCAAGUAAUGACAUUGUGAAAUUAAGGCAAAUAUUUUCGAAAUAUAAUUCUAAAUCUCCACUUCCCAGAGAACCAAGUCCCGCUACCUUUGAAACUCCACUACCGAGCGCAUCAUUGAACGCUGAAGAGCUCCCUUCCAUUAGAUCUAACGCCAGUACCAGCUCCAGCAAAAGCAGUAAAUCACUGGCUGACAAGCAUUCGUUAGAUAGCUUUCUCCAGAACUAUACGAGUGAGGACAACGACAGUUUUCAGGAAAUCAUAGAAGCAGCCGAUCGGAAAAUGAGGCAGAAAUUUUCGGUCCUGUAUGCAGCGGAAGGCAGUAGCAAAGAAAGCUUAAUGAAUAGCUUAGCCUUACCCAGUAUAGAGACACAGUUCGAAAAUAAGCAAAAACUUAAGGAGCUGGACAUGUGGACAUACAGAAAUAAAAAUUUCAUAAUGUAUAUUCCUGACGGCGUCGAAUUGACCCGAGCAGAGGAGAUCGAGCUGGCCGAUAAGAAACAAGAAAUCGUACACAAUAAUACUCGACUUGAAGCUAAUCCAUUCAACGAGCAGGAAAGCAAACAAGCUAUUACAGAAGCAGCUCGCAGUCAAGCAAAGUGCCUUCCCGAAAAGAUAGGUGUUGAUGGAAAGCUGAUAGAAGCAUCACUAACACCAGCUGUGCGGGGUUUUAGUUUUGUCAAAAGUCCCUCUCCAUGCCCAGGUGUUACGGACAGUCCGCUCUUUACAUGGGGUGAAAUUGAAGGAACUCCAUUCCGCUUGGAUGCCGGAGAUACGCCACUUCAUCCAGCCUCCUCAGGACCAUCGUUUCGUAUUGCAGAAACGUCUAAACGAGAAGCUUUGGGAUUGCAACUAGCAGAAAAGGCAGCUGAAAAAUCACGCUCGAAAAAAGCUAAAGCAAUUGGAGCGGCUCGCCGAAAUAUUGCGUCGCCUAUGAUUCGCAACACAUUUGACCGUCUAGCUAGCAUGUUCCCGGCGGCACGCAGACUUGCAUCCAACAAACUCGGGCUUAUAAAUAGUCCCAGUCCACUGCGUUCGCCGACAGCCGGUAAUAGUUCGCUUAAAACUCCGUUCUUAAGCUGGAAAGCAAGACCCACGCCUUCUCCAACAGCUAUUGUAAGAAGAAAGACUCCACUGAUUGCAGCAUCCACUAGCAGUGCGACGGAAUCGGUAGUGUUGACUGAUAAUCUGCUAGACAUUCCUUCUACCGCUAAACGUCCGAAGGCUGCGGAUUUCUUUUAAUUUUAGAGUCUUUAUUGAAUAUCUACAAGUAAAUACAUAGAUAUUUAUUUACAACCAA